Thamnophis sirtalis is the source of this 1378-nucleotide messenger RNA. NCBI's taxonomy places the organism in Eukaryota, Metazoa, Chordata, Lepidosauria, Squamata, Natricidae. The record is from RefSeq and is a predicted model, not a curated record.
AUCCAUACAGGUUUACAGCAUCAAAUAAUUUGGCCUUGUCAGCCAAGCUGUGUCCCACUGGAUGAAAAACUCCUGCCUGAGUUGCUUAAAGAAGCAGGCUAUGUUACGCACAUGGUGGGGAAGUGGCAUCUAGGAAUGUACAGAAAAGAAUGUCUUCCUACCUAUAGAGGAUUUGAUACUUACUUUGGCUACCUUCUUGGAAGUGAAGAUUAUUAUUCUCACGAGCGCUGCGUGCCUAUUGUGUCUAAAAAUGUGACCAGAUGUGCCCUUGAUUUUCGAGAUGGAGAAAAAAUUGCCGAGGGAUUUAAAAAUAUGUAUUCUACUAACAUAUUUACAAAAAGAACUCUUGAUCUUAUAGCAAGUCAUCAGACUGAGAAGCCAUUAUUUCUUUACGUUGCCCUACAAUCUGUCCAUGAGCCCCUUCAAGUACCUGAAAAAUACAUAGAGCCAUAUUCUUUUAUCAAAGAUGAAAAGAGACGCAAAUAUGCUGGAAUGGUUUCCAUAAUGGAUGAAGCUGUAGGAAAUAUCACUUCUGCCCUGAAGAGAUAUGGCCUUUGGAAUAAUACCAUUCUCAUCUUUUCUACAGAUAAUGGAGGCCAAACUCUGGGAGGUGGAAACAACUGGCCCUUAAGAGGAAGAAAGUGGACAUUAUGGGAAGGAGGAGUGAGAGGAGUUGGAUUCGUUGCCAGUCCUUUAUUGAAACGGAAAGGAGUCGAAAGCCAUGACCUGAUCCACAUUUCUGAUUGGCUGCCAACUUUGGUGAAGCUUGCUGGAGGACAUUCCAAUGGCACAAAGCCUUUAGAUGGCUCUGAUGUCUGGAAAACAAUCAGCGAAGGAAAACCAUCACCCAGGAAGGAGAUACUUCAUAACAUAGAUCCAAUUUUCGUGGAUCCAUCUCCAUGUACUGUCAACAGCCACAAAAUUUCAUCACAGAAUAAUUAUUUUUCAUGGGAAGAUUCCAUUUUCAAUACCUCCAUACAUGCUGCAAUUCGACAUGGAAAAUGGAAACUACUCACAGGCAAUCCUGGCUGCAGCCAUUGGUUUCCACCACCGUCUUUAUUCAAUGAGUCAGAUACUUUGUCAUUAGAUCCAUCCACAAAGAAGCUUUGGCUGUUUGAUGUUGUUCAUGAUGCUGAAGAAAGAAAUGAUUUGUCAGAACAAUAUCCUGACAUUGUGAAAAAACUGCUGUUGCGACUCCGGCACUACCAGAACAACUCUGUCCCUGUGUUCUACCCAGACGAAGAUCCGCGCUGUGAUCCAUCUGGACAAGAUGCUUGGGGGCCUUGGUUGUAGGAACUUGCACAACAGACAUUAUUAUGUCAUGCAGUGGGGUUGAAAAAUGGUUUGCCAUUCUCCAUUUGUAUACAUCAGAUGUACC